Lymnaea stagnalis (great pond snail) is the source of this 8998-nucleotide messenger RNA. The record is from the annotation of a GenBank genome assembly. NCBI's taxonomy places the organism in Eukaryota, Metazoa, Mollusca, Gastropoda, Lymnaeidae.
CAGUUCUUAGAGGAAAUCAAUAUUGUACAGGAAAGCCGACAAAGAUCCCCAGUAUCAUGGAGUUCAGGGUGCAAGUUUCUUAUGGCAAGAAAGUUUGACCUCAAAAGAGCAAUUGAUUUGUUUUUUGCACAUGAGGUAAUAUAAAUGCUAAAGAAUUAACCAAUAUUCCCAUAAUGUUAUUUUUUUAAUGUAUAAAAUAAGAUACUGCUGACAUUGCCUAAAACUUUCUGUGUAUUUCUUGUCACAAGUCCACACGAGAAAAAGAAGACCUACUUUCAAUCGAUGCACAUGAUCAGUAUCUUCAAAAGGAAUUGAUUACUGAAAAAUUUACAUUACUGGUAUGUAUUGUGAAUUAAGUAUAUAUACUAUAUCUUUGAAGUUAUGAGGUGUAGAUUACAAAGGAUCCAUAGGGAUUUAGAAAAGAAAGAAACUUAGCAGUUAAUUUAAUUAAAAAUUAUUGCCCGGACUUUAUUUGAUUGAUAAAUUUAUCGUUCAUUAAAAACAAAUAUAGAUAAACCAGUUAAUAAGGUUUUAGAUAAAAGUAAGUCAUAGGGUUAUUUCAUAUAUGCCACAUUUUGACUUAAUAUUAUACCCAUGUAAGUCUACCAAUAUAUACCUCAAAUCUACGAUUUUCUUUCAGCCAGGCAGAGACAACACUGGAGCAGCAGUGGCCUUGUUCUCUGCUCGACUUCAUUAUCCUCCACACACGACACACCAGGUAGUGCUCAAGUCACUUAUCUACCAACUGGAUGCUGCCUUAGAGAGGUUUGACAAAAUAGCUUUGACUUGAUACAUAAGAUUGGUUUAAAAACUGUUUGAAUCUUACAAUUUUGUCAAAUUAAAGUUAGAGAAAAACACAUUUUUUGCAACAAAAAACUUACUCUUGGAUAUUAAUUCCUAUCACAUGCAUAAUUAGUUUAGCUCCUUUUGUCAUUUAGCAAUGAAUUGUAUGGGCAUAAAAUAGUUUUUUUUAUUUUAUUGAUACGAAAUUCAAUAUCUUUUUUUUUUCAGCAUUGAAACUCAGCGUCAUGGACUUGUGUUUAUUUAUGAUAUGACAGAUUCCAAAUAUGCCAACUUUGACUAUGAUCUCAGUAUUAAAAUCCUUAAUCUAUUAAAAGUAAGACUGUGAUGGUUUAAUAUUUUCUAAAUACACUUGUUUUAAUAUUAGCUCAAUAAUUAGGUUCACACUCAUUUUUGCAUAUAAUUAAUUUAUGAUUGAACACCAUUUUGUGCAUAGAUUUUGUCAUAAACAUAUACAAUAAACAUUGUUAAUUAAGUAUAAAGAAUCUCACAUUUUUAUUUUUUUAUGACGCAAUAUAGUUGUAAUAAAUGGCUGCGUCUGUGCCAUUCCACUGUACAUAUUAUUCAACUCCUCAGGGCGCUUAUCCAGCCAGAUUGAAACGGGUGUUGAUUGUUACAGCCCCACUGUGGUUUAAGGCCCCAUUUAAAAUACUGAGGCUUUUUGUGAAGGAAAAGUUGAGAGACAGGGUAAAAGGCUACAUGUAUUUACAUUCCAUCUCAUAGCGCUUUUUUAAAUGUAAAGCAAGUGAACAUGAUAGUGCAUUCUCUGCAUUGACUGAGACUCUUAUGGUUGUGCUUUUAAUAUAAAGUGAAAUAGAAGUUAGAUUGCCAGAAGAUACCUACCACUCUUUCACCUAUUUAAAUAAAACGAAAUAAAAAAUUUUUUAAAAUAACACCAUGGUCUUAAAAUAUAAGAUAUUGUUAGCCAUUUUCUAAAUUUGAAAAUUAAUUGCUUGAAAAAAGUUGUUUACCAUUGUCAACAUUUGAAGGCAUUUUAAAAAUGUUGACAAUUUCAGCUUCUUCUUUAAGUUUUGUUGACUGCCUUCAAAAAGAAUUACAUUUUAAAUAAAACUCUCAGCUGGUCUGUGAUUUAUAAAUAUGUGAUUUUAUAUAUAUAUAUAUAUAUAUAUAAAUUUUUCAGGUUUAUACAGUAAAUGUAUCAGAACUGACUGCCUACGUCCCUAAAGAAACUCUACCUAUCCAGCUAGGAGGCAACCAGGAACCAUGUCACAGAGUCUGGCUACAAAUGUGCUACCUCUGUGCCACUAACCAACAACCAGAACUCAGUGAAUACUUCACCGCAUGUGAUUCCAGUUCAUGUGCGGCACGUCGAUCUAUGUCCCGUAGCAUAUCAACUGACAUUGAUAAUCAUAUUAGUGAUUUUGACUCUGAGAGUUCAAAAGACACAGUUAAUGAGAAACACACAAACGAGGAUAGAGAGAAAGAGAAGGAAGACUCUGACGACAUGGAUCAAAAAGAUGGAGAAACUGGUGACCGUUCAGUUAUAAGUAAAGACAAUUCGGCCAACAGAAAGCGUAAGACAUCAGAAUCUCGGAAAAGGAGUUCAGAUCUGUCUGCUCUCAGUGAAUCGGCAACAGAUGGCAUGCCUUGUAAGAAGCGACCGCCAUCGUCUGGCUCCAACAUCCUGGAUGACUCAAUUCAUAUGCCAGAUAGUACUGGGACAACUGUUCAGGAACUUCUCUCAAAAGUCAAUACUUUAAAGCGAAAAGGCCUGUUUGCUGAAUAUGCUUCAAUCAAAAUGGAAGCCCCAACAGGAACUUUCAAUACUUCCAAGUAAAUAACUAGAGAGUAUUAAAUAUUGUGGAAUAGAUAAGUUUUACAGUUAACAGACUUAUUCUGGUAUGGACUAAAAUGUUUACAUAGUAUUAAAAUCAGAACUGCCUGGCAACAGAUUGUAAUUGCUAGUGUUUUUAAGAGUGCAAUAAAUGAAAGAUGUCAAUAUUUUAAAGAACUUCAAUUCUUUAAUCAUUUUAAUAUUUAAAAUGAAGUUUUACAUUUUGUUGAUGCAGAGGACUGCAAUUAUACCAAAACAAAAAUCAAGUUUUUCUCCCCUAGAUAUGAAUGUAAAUAAAGCAUCUGCCUUUCACAUGUAACACUAGUAACAGAUGGAUUUGCAUAUCUACUAGCUGAUUUUGCAUUGGGAUCAGGCUUGAAAAGUUUUCAAAGUUAAACUUGUGAAAACUAAUGAAAAAUUGUUUUCAGUUUUUUUUUAUUUUUUAUUUAUGCCUUAUAAUCAGUAGAAAAAAGAUUAAAGUUUCAUUUAUUUGGUAUGACCUAAAAUUGUAGGGCAGCAGCUUCUUAUAGGAGCCAGAAUGAUCAAUAAAUUGAUUGUGGGCCGUCAAAAUAUAGAAGAAGAUAUAUAUACAUGUAGACCCUAAAUGCUUGACCUGAAUUCUACAAACUGAAUUACAGAAUAAAUAUUUUAAAAUAUAACUUGGAAUUUCAACAGAAGCACUCUAAUGAGUAGACGCCAUAAUGAUUGAACUCUUCCUCAUAACAUAUUCAAAUGAAAUUGACAUGACCAUUAUGGGAAGAAACCAUACAUAUUUCUUAAAAGAGUAAAACAAAGUCACAGAGUGUUUAAAUUUUCUUAACACCGCUGGUUGUGAGCACUUUAAAAGUUGUUUUUUGUCCCCCUGUUUCCUGUAUUAUUUGCUUUUGUAAUUAGACUUUGUCUGCAUCAACAGGAUCAAAGCUAACCUCCCUAAGAACAGAUAUACAGAUGUGCUUUGUUAUGAUCACAGUCGGGUUGUCCUUCCAGUAUCUGAUGAUGACGACCCAACAUCAGACUACAUCAAUGCUAACUAUGUUGACGGUUACAUGCAGAAAAAUGCUUUUAUUUCAACACAAGGUUUGUCCUUUUUUAAAGAGCUUUUUGACUGUUUGUUUAAGGUUUGAGAUAUGCAAUUCUAGGCUUUGAGUUUUAAUAAAGGACACUUGAAAACUCAAGCAUUUAGCUCUAAACAAAAGAAUACCUUUGCAUUGAGUAAUUUUUUAAAUUGUAUUUUUAAUUUUCAUAUUAUACAAUUUGUUUUAGUCCUAUUAUUCCAGGGUCUAAUAUUAUUAUAGAAGUUAAAAAUGGCUCAAUAAUUUUCUUUUUUAUCAUGUGAUAUGGUCAUUUUAAGAAAAAUCACUGUUAAAUUUCUUCACCAAAGAAAUCUUUUUCCAAUACAGGACCACUUCCAAAAACGUUUGUUGAUUUUUGGAGAAUGGUUUGGCAUAAUCAAUGUCGCGUUAUUGUAAUGACAACAAGGUAAGUUUCAUAAAACCUGGUGCUUUUUUAAAUCUGUUGCUAAUUAUUUACAAUAGUUUGCUUAGAACAUUCUUUUUUCUGCAGCUAAAAUUUUUUCUAUUUUUAAUGGAUAAUACUUGUAAGUAUGUAGAAAUUAAGUAGGACAUCUUUUUAUUGAAAACUUAAAAUAAAAUUUUAUACUGGUGUCAAUGUCACUUCAAAAAAUUUCACUUUUUUCCCAAUAUAUACCAAAAUUUCCUCUUAUUUUGCCUUAUCCCCAAUGAAACAUUUAGAUUAAAAAUAUCAUGUCAAAACAAUAAUAUCCUGUAAAAUCAUGCCAUGCCUAUAAACUAAAUGUAUAUGGGUGAGCGAAAAAAAGAAUUUGAGUUACUAAUAUCCACACGUUUUCUUGCAAAGAAGUACCUUGUUACUUUUUUUUGAUGUCCUUCACAUUUGAAAACUUAUUCUUAAAUUUCAUCAGAACAAUAGAAAGGUCAAGAAUGAAAUGUGGUCAAUACUGGCCAAGUGAAGAACAGACAGAUGAGCAGUUUGAAGAAUUCAUUGUCUUUAAUAAUGGCAUCAUAGAAAAUGAUGAUUACACCGAGACCAUUCUCAUGCUUCACAACACAAAUGUAAGUCUGUCUAUUGAUUCAAGACUGGGGUUUAAUUUCAAUAAAAUAGUUAAUGCAUUAAACUUAGUUUCAGAUGCAUAUGUUUUUGUUGCUGUGCAGUGAACUUUUAUGGUGAGGAUAGUUAAUCAUAUGUAAAAUCAAAGUAAAAAAUGUUCCACUGUUCAAAAUGUAUCCAAAAUCAUAUUAAUUUUAAUACAGAUUUAUCUGACUAAUAUUUGAACUGAUUAAAUAUAGAUUUAAAAUUCAAGAAAAUGAAAUAAGUGGACAUGCUUUUAAAAACAGUCAUUCAAUUAUGUCAUUCAAUCAUUGGAUUGCUUGCAAGUUUUAUCAUAUUGUGGAUGAUUUACUUGAAGUUUCUGUGCAUUCCAUUGAAAGUGUGUUAGAAGCUAUCUUAUUUAUCAUGGACUUUUAUAAUCCAUUCUGAUCCUGAUCCUUAUUAUACAUUGUUUUGUUGUUGACAAUUCAUAAACUUAACUAAGCAUUUCAAUAUAAUGAUAUCUAUUACAAAUUCAUCACAUAUCAUCCCAUCUCUGUACUUAAAUACUCUCUACAAAGUCUUCUCCAAAUCAUUGUAUUAGAAAAUUUUAGUUUUACUUGUUAUUUACUAAACCUGAAGAUACUUAAAAACAUUUUUUUUUUGUUUUGUCCCUAAAGACAGGAGAAAAUUGCCAGAUCACACACUUGCAAUUCACAAGUUGGCCAGAUUAUGGGGUGCCUCCGGCUGCUCCAUUUUUAGACUUUUUAUUUCGCGUUCGAAAUAUUCAGGAGGCUGCCACAAAAGAAAUGGGUGGUGCCUGGACUGGUCACCCAUUAGGGCCCCCUAUUGUUGUUCACUGCAGUGCUGGAAUAGGGCGCACUGGUAUGUACCAUCAAUCAGCUUAGUUCUAUAUAGAAAUAAAAAUAUUUUCAUAUAAAUUAACAAAGUGUUUUCUAAAUUAAGCUUUAUUAUGUUAAAUUAAUAUUAAUUUCAUUUUUGUUAAUAAUUUGUCAUUUAAGGAUAGAACUGUAUUUUUAAGACAUUAGGUCCUUUCAAUCACUUAGCUAAAUACAUUUAGAUUGCUACUUGUUAAAAACACGCAGCUGAGCUGUAAGAAAGUUCUGGAAUUCGACUUAUAAACUCCUCCAUUAACAUGAACAGAGAUGUUCGUAUUAGUUUUACUACGGUCUAUGCAACUGUGAGCUUGGUUUUGUUUUCAUUGUGAAAAUACUACUCCCACUGCUCUAUAUUUUAACCUUUUUUCAUCUAGUUAAGGCAUCUUUUUAUAAAUGAUAACAUUGAUUUCUAAGUUACAAUACUGUGCAUCCACUACCCAUUGUUUAUACGUAUAAAUGGUUUAUUUCAUAAUUUAUCAUUUUAAAAAUUCUUUGAUUUUUUAAAAAUUUCAUCUCAGGUUAAUAAAAAUAAGAAAUGUCAAAAUUUGUUUAAAAUAAAAAUCAUUUAACACUUCUAAGUAGAGGCCAACCCAAUUUCGAUUUCAGCGCCGAAAAUUGCCAUUUGAUCACUUUCAGUUUAGUUUUGGUUUCGGCUGAAACAGAAGGUUGACUUUCGGUUUAUUUUCAAUUUCUUUCAAAGUAAUUGAGGCUUUCAGCCAUCUACCAGAAGUCAGACUGGCACUCUGCCAGUCUGUUGGCUGGCAAUCCAAUAUUCAUUAUUGUUUGAAGUCUUGCUGUCAAUGUAUGAUACAUGACGAAUCCUCUGUGAACACUGCUCACAGCAGCUUGAUGACCUACUUGUUCAAUAUUUCCAAAAAUACAAUUAGGCUUAGGCUAAGGUAAAGAGUUUAGUGGCGAAAAAAAACUAAGGGAAUGAUAAUAUUAUAUUAUUAUUGUUGUUUUAAUUUUUUUUCAAAAAUAGAAUUUGAGAACCCUAGGUUUUUAACAAUAUAAUAUUUAUUAUCAGUUUUUUCAUUUGUGAAAUUUAUUUUGAAUUAUAAUUAUCAUUCUCAUAAACAGACAAAGGGGGCUGUUCAUUAAUUAAGUCAAAAAUUUAUUAAGCAACUUUUGACCCCCCUGUGAACAACUGUCAAACUUUCAAUGACCCCCCCCCCCCUAAAUAAUUAUGUCAACAUUUUUAUAACACCACCCCUAAAACAAUGAAUUAAAAUAAAAAUAAAUAUAUAAUUUUAAUUACAUUUUGCUUUGGGCUGAUCAAACUUAUAUACUUAUAUACCAGACAAGUCAACAUCAUCCUCAUCUAACCAUUCAGCACUUAAAAUAGAAGCAUUGUCAAUGUGAGCAAUAAUUGCCAUAAGCUCUCUCUUUCUCCUGGCAGCUACUUGCAUUAGUCGAAAUCCUUUUUUGUUGUGUUGAGGGGCAGGUGGUAAUUUCUUAUGCUCACAAGCGCAAAAGUGCUUUUCAAGAAGCCAUGUUAUUAUUGUUACUCGCGUAAAUUUCCCCUAAUUCUCAAAAUAUUGUGUUCUUUCUAUAUCAAUAUCAUUUAUCUUGACUGCACAUGUCACUUGAACCUUGUUCUUGUUCCAUACCUGCAACAUGAUUGCAAACAUACCGCCCUAAUCAUUUACGACAAACAGAAUCUACAUGCGAAGAAAGGCCAACUUUUGACUUCUCUUGCACUAAGAAAGUGUGCUAACAUUCAGACCAGCUAUCAGCAGUGUACAAACAGACACACGUUAAAUAAAUAUUAUAUUGUUAAAAGCCUAAAAUAUAUAUAUAUAACUAUUUAUACUCAUCAAAUUUGUUACAAUAAUGUAAUGACCACUUAAUUUUUAAGAUUGAAAUUUUAAAAAAGAAAACAUGAUUGUUGACGUCAACUAAUCUAACCCCCCCCCCCACCAACAAACCCUACCCUAUUUUGUUUACAUAAUUAAUGGACGACUUUAAGGUGAAUAGUAUUUUUUUAAAUCCUUGCGAAUAGUAACAUUUUCAUUAUUAUUUUUAUUUUAAAUUAUUUUUUUUUAAAUUAAGGAUACUUAGUCCUAUUCAUUCGUACAUUUAUUUAAAUUCAUCAUUAUCAUGCUGAUAAACGUCAUUAACGAAAUAAAGUAUUAAAAUAUUCCACAAAACUAGUCAUCUCUAUGGAGACAGAUGUAAAGGAAGAGAAUAAUGAAACCUUUAAUAAUAUUAAAAAAUAUAAAAAUUGUAUUCAAUUUUUGUAUAACUAAGCUUAAAAUGGCCUUUAAUUUAAAUCAUAAGCUUACACAUACAUGUGCAUGUAUCAAUGUUUCUAUAAUAAUUAUGUAGUAGGCCUACUGUAUUAUCAUACUAAACAUAGCUCGUAGCUCAAAAUUCAUUCAACUUUUGCCUUAUAUGGCUCAAAUCCAAAAUAAGCAGAUAAAUGAUAAUUACAGGCAAAUGAAAUGUUUAAAUGUCGACCAUUAAGAACGUUUUUCAAUGAAAAUGUAUGGGUUAGUGAAACAAAGCUUUCCUGAACCUCCUUCUGGAAAUUUUAGUGGCACAUACCAAUUAACAAUACCUUCAGCUAAGCUUUCGAUCGAUAUCAAAAAUGUCUUGGUAAUUAUAUUAUAAAAGCAAAGGGCGCCCAAGGGUCUAUUUUACAUGAAUUUUGUCCUCCACCCAAGUCUAAAUUUUCUCUUACUUAAAUUACUUUUUAAUUCAUAUGGUAAAAGCCGAAGAAUUCAUCAGAUGUUUAUCUAUUAAAAUUCACAAUGAUCUCAUUGUGAAAUAAAAGUUAUAUAAGAGCUGCUCUUUUAGCCCAAUAUCAUUUUUAACUUCAGUAUUUUUGUGAAUAGGGGGGGGGGGGGNGGGGGGGGGGGGGGGGGGGGGGGGGGGGGGGGGGGGGGGUAUUGCUGAAAUCAGAAAAUCACAUUCGUUCUGUGUCUAAGCACAGCAGAGACAGCAUUAAUAAAACCCAUAACAUGGGACAACACAAGGCCACAGACGGAUUGGCUGUAUUUAAGAAUUAUCUGUUUACUUACUAUUUUAUAUGGCAUUUUAGAUUCCACUGAAAUUACAUCUAUGCAACUUAUAAUAUAGAACUUCCACUUUCUUGAUUGUUAUCAGUGGUACUAUUGACAGUAGGUACAUUUAUAUAUUAUAUAUAUGUGGGUGUUUAUGUAUGCAUAAAUAUGUUAAAAACAAUUUUUAUCUACUAGGAACAUUUAUUACUGUGGACAUCUGCUUACGUCGUCUUGAACAUGUGGGUACUGUUGAUGUGAAGGAGACAGUCAGAAGAAUAAGGUCACAGAGAGCAUUCUCCAUACAAAUGCCUGACCAGUAUGUCUUCUGCCAUCAGGCUGUCAUAGAGCAGGCACAGCGUCAGGGACUGUUGAACAGUUUGGAGGCUAUAACACUAGGAGGAAGUGAUAGUGAUAGUGAUUGAACACUGAUCGGA